GUGCUGUUUGCCGCCUCGUCUCUUGCUGAACGUCAGUUUUAUUACGUCAACGAGUUGAAGAACUGGACGGCGGCUCAGAGCGUCUGCAGGGAACAGUUCGUUGACCUGGUGACCUUAAGCAGCUUGGAGAACGUGACGACGCUGGUCGACAUGACCGACGUGAAGAAGAUGGUCGACGGACACGACAAGCAUCGAGCCUGGAUCGGACUGUUGGACGAGCCGAACAACUGGAGCUGGUCGCUGUCCGACCCGAACGUCUUUAAGAACCCCGGAGACUCCGACUUCAGAAACUGGCAGCAAGGACAACCUGACAACAAUCAGAGCCCUGAAGACUGCGUGAGGAUCUACGACGACGGGCUGUGGAACGACUCGCCCUGUGGAAACUACGAAAAGUCUGUGUGCGCUGACGUGAACGGACCGGAUGUAACGUUUGUCCUCGUUGAGCAGUUUUUUCCCUGGGCCGGCGCUCUGGCCAACUGCAGGCAGCAUCACACAGACAUGGCCGUCGCCAGAGACCCGUCAGACAACCAGAAGAUAAAGCAGCUGAUGCCGAUUGGCCAGUACGCCUGGAUCGGGCUGAACAGAAACUCCUUGACCUGGGUGGACAGAACCAGCACCGCGUUCACUCACUGGAGAUCAGGGGAACCGAACAGCCCGGCCGAGAAAUGCACCGUAGCAAACUUUGAUGACUCUGGAAAGUGGGAGGACUGUCCUUGUGACUGGAACUUCCCGUUCUUUUGUUAUGGAGAUAAAGAGCAAAACGUUCUGGUUCCAGUUUCAAAGCUUGUGGUGAAGCUGAAGGUGGUGAAGCCUUCCUCUCUGGACCUGAACGACGCCGCUCUGCUGGAAGACCUGCUGAUGAAGUUUAAGCAGAAGCUGAAGGACGACGGCGUGGAAGGAAACGUCAGACUGAGCUGGAAGGAGCAACCAGAUGGAACAACCUUCCACAAGGAGGGAUGAGGAUGACCUUUAACCUUUAACCUUCAUCUGAAAAGGACUCUCCUCUCAUCGAUGUUUUUGUUUGCUGUUUUGCUCUUUUCUGAUUUUAUGCAGAAACCUUUAAAAAAGUUCCAGUCAUAUGUUUGAGUAAACGUGGAACCACUGGACUGAUUCUCCAACACUCUGUGGUUUGUAAAGUUACAGUCAAAAUUAACUUCAGUUAUUUAUCCUGUCGUAAGAAAAACAGAUGGAGAUUCAUGUUCAAAAGUCAUAUUUUCAUCUUGUUAUUCAUUCAUCUAUAAAUGUCACAAUUUCAGGACACACAUGUAGCUCUAAACUGAAUAUUUAGUUAUAAACUAAGUUUCUUCUUAGCUAGCUAAAUAUUAGUUUGCAUCAUAUUUUUUUUAGCUCCAAACUAGUUAGCAAGCUGGCUAACUAAACAUCUGGUUUGAAGCUAGUGAGUUUGUUAACUAGAUCUUUAGUUUGA
Messenger RNA from Xiphophorus hellerii (green swordtail), 1426 nucleotides. Its product is annotated as L-selectin-like. The transcript has 5 exons. The record is from RefSeq and is a predicted model, not a curated record. The coding region runs from base 151 to 960 and encodes 269 amino acids. NCBI's taxonomy places the organism in Eukaryota, Metazoa, Chordata, Actinopteri, Cyprinodontiformes, Poeciliidae.